Molecule: messenger RNA, 2922 nt
Organism: Zingiber officinale
Lineage: Eukaryota; Viridiplantae; Streptophyta; Magnoliopsida; Zingiberales; Zingiberaceae
Product: respiratory burst oxidase homolog protein C-like
Exons: 7
Coding region: 103-2823 (906 amino acids)
Cellular component (GO): plasma membrane
Molecular function (GO): NAD(P)H oxidase H2O2-forming activity; peroxidase activity; calcium ion binding
Source: RefSeq, a predicted model, not a curated record
AUUCGCCUCGAUCAACACAGCGAUUCACCUUUCGGUUGAUUGAAUUCGCUCCUCCUGUCUUUUCUCGGGAUUGAUUGAAGUCGUUAGUUAGAAUUUUGAGGGAUGGGAAGCGUCGAUGAUCACCGGAAAACAGACGCCGACGAGAUGGAUGGCGUCGGCUUCAGUGGCCCUCUCGGAAAGCGUGCCGGCGGAAGCAAUCGCAAGAGCGCCCGCUUCAGCCUCCCGCCCUCUGCUGCCGCCGGCGACGACGAGGAGUACGUGGAGAUCACCCUGGACUUGCGCGACGAUGCGGUGGCGGUGCGCAGCGUCAAGCCGGCGGGGGGAGCGGAGGCAGCGGAGGAGCCGGAGGUGUCGCUGCUGGCGCGGAGGCUGGAGCGGCGUUCGUCCUCGUUCUCGUCGAUCCGCUCAGCGUCGUCGCGGCUCCUGCAGGUGUCGCAGGAGUUCCUGCGGCUCGCGUCGCUGACCAAGUUCCCGACGCCGGCGGGGCCCAUCGACCGGUCAAAGUCAGCCGCGGCCCGCGCGCUGAAGCGGCUCAAGUUCAUCACCAAGGCGACGGACGCCGCCGGGUGGCCCGCCGUCGAGAAGCGCUUCGACGGGCUCGCCGUCGACGGCCUACUCCACCGCUCCCUCUUCGGGCAGUGCAUCGGCAUGAAGGAGUCGAACGAGUUCGCCAGAGAACUGUUCGACGCACUGGCCAGGAGGCGAAGGAUCGCCGGCGACGAGAUCACCAAGGAUGAGCUGCAAGAGUUCUGGGAUCAAGUCUCCGACCAAAGCUUCGAUUCCCGGCUCCAAACCUUCUUCGACAUGUUGGACAAGGACUUGGACGGAAGAAUAACAGAGGAAGAAGUCAAAGAGCUGAUCUCGCUGAGCGCUUCGGCCAACAAGCUGUCGACGAUCCAAGAACAGGCGGCGGAGUACGCCGCCCUGAUCAUGGAGGAGUUGGAUCCCGACAACCUCGGUUACAUCGAGAUAUAUAAUUUGGAGAUGCUGCUGCUGCAAGUGCCGAGCGAAUCGAUGCAGAUCGGGACGACGAAUAGUCGGAACCUGAGCCAGCUGCUGAGCCAGAAGCUUCGGUUGGCGAAGGAAGAGAACCCGGUGCGACGGUGGUACCAGCGGUUCCGGUACUUCAUGGAGGACAACUGGCAGCGGGUAUGGGUGAUGGCGCUCUGGCUCUGCAUCUGCGCCGGCCUCUUCACCUGGAAGUACGUGCAGUACCGGCGGCGGGCGGCGUACCACGUGAUGGGCGCCUGCGUCUGCGUGGCGAAGGGCGGCGCUGAGACGCUCAAGUUCAACAUGGCGCUUAUCCUCCUCCCCGUCUGCCGUAACACCAUCACCUGGCUCCGCACCAAGACCCGCCUCGGCCGCGUCCUACCCUUCGACGACAAUCUCAACUUCCACAAGGUGAUCGCCGUCGGCAUCGCCGUGGGCGUCGGGCUGCACGCGAUCUCCCACCUGACGUGCGACUUCCCGAGUCUGCUCCACGCGAGCGACGAGGAGUAUUACAGCUCGAUGAAGAACUUCUUCGGCGACCCACGGCCGGACGACUACUGGUGGUUCGUAAAGGGGAUCGAAGGCUGGACGGGCAUCGUCAUAGUGGUGCUCAUGGCCGUGGCCUUCACCUUGGCCACGCCUUACUUCCGGCGAGGCCGCGCUCGCCUCCCCAAGCCCUUCCACCGCCUCACCGGCUACAACGCCUUCUGGUACUCUCACCACCUCUUCGUCGUCGUCUACGUGCUCCUCCUCGUCCAUGGCAACUUCCUCUACCUCACCAAGAAAUGGUACAAGCGAACAACAUGGAUGUACCUGGCGAUUCCAUUGAUCGUGUACGCGAGCGAACGCUUAAUCAGGGCCUUCAGAUCAAGCAUCAGGGCGGUGAAGAUACAGAAGGUGGCGGUGUACCCUGGCAACGUGCUGACCCUCCAUGUUUCCAAGCCGCAAGGCUUCAGGUAUAGAAGCGGGCAGUACAUUUUCGUCAACUGCGCCGCCGUCUCCCCCUUCCAGUGGCAUCCAUUCUCCAUCACCUCUGCUCCACAGGACGACUACAUCAGCGUGCACAUUCGAACGCUCGGCGACUGGACAAGGCAACUCAAGGCUGUCUUCUCGCAGGUUUGUCAGGCACCGACCGGAGGGAAGAGCGGGCUGCUGAGGGCGGACUACGACGAUUGCAGUAGCGAUGGAUUCGCUCCAAGCUUCCCGAGAGUGCUAAUCGACGGGCCAUACGGCGCGCCGGCGCAGGAUUACAAGAAGUACAAAGUGGUGCUUCUGGUGGGGCUGGGCAUCGGCGCCACCCCCUUCAUCAGCAUCGUCAAGGACAUCGUCAACAACAUGAAGGAGCUGGACUCGCUGACGCCGGACGAAGAAGCCGGCGACGGCCCGCCGCAGUCAUCAUCGGCGUCGACGUCGUUCAAGACGCGGCGAGCGUACUUCUACUGGGUGACGCGCGAGCAGGGGUCGUUCGAGUGGUUCCGGGGGGUGAUGAACGAGGUGGCGGAGACUGACAAGAAGCGCGUGAUCGAGCUGCACAACUACUGCACCAGCGUGUACGAAGAGGGCGACGCCCGCUCCGCCCUCAUCGCCAUGCUGCAGUCGCUGCACCACGCCAAGAGCGGGCUCGACGUCGUCUCCGGCACCCGCGUCAAGUCCCACUUCGCCCGCCCCAACUGGCGCAACGUCUACAAGCGCAUCGCCCUCAACCACCGCGACGAACGCGUGGGGGUGUUCUACUGCGGAGCUCCGACGCUGACGAAGGAGCUACGUCAGCUGGCGCAGGAUUUCUCGCACAAGACCACCACGAAGUUCGAGUUCCACAAAGAAAACUUUUGAAAUGAAAACACUGACCACAAUAAUAAAUUGUAUUCAUUUAAAACAAAAAUCCAGGAAGCAAUCAAUGAUGACGAUUGAUGAAAACGUAACGAGUUUGAC